Malaya genurostris is the source of this 1718-nucleotide messenger RNA. RefSeq names its product 2-Hydroxyacid oxidase 1-like. Gene Ontology annotation, molecular function: FMN binding; oxidoreductase activity. The coding region runs from base 25 to 1599 and encodes 524 amino acids. The record is from RefSeq and is a predicted model, not a curated record. The transcript is spliced from 2 exons. NCBI's taxonomy places the organism in Eukaryota, Metazoa, Arthropoda, Insecta, Diptera, Culicidae.
AGUUCCAAGUAUCCACCGCAGCAAAUGAUGUUCGAUUCGUUAUUCCGCGGUAAACGCAAUGAUCGCAGGUCUCUUGAAGUUGCCUCCGUGUCCGAGUAUGAAUCACGUGCGCUAGUGGCGCUGGACCGGAACGCGCUUGAUUAUUUCCGCUGUGGUGCUGGCGCUGAACUGACGACACGGUUGAAUAGGUCACGGUACGAGCAGAUACGGAUCAGACCGCGCUGUCUGGCACGGGUCGGCAACCGUAGCUUGUCAGUUAAUGUGCUUGGACUGAGCUACAGAAUGCCAAUCGGAAUUGGACCGGUGGCAUUGCAGAAAUUAGUUCACAAUGAUUGCGAAAGGGCCAUGGCCAGAGCGGCCCGGUCCAUGGGAGUGCCCUUUGUUCUGAGUGUUCUUUCUAGCGUGUCGAUCGAGGAUAUUGCGGAUGUAAUUCCUAACCAUCCGAAGUGGUUCCAGCUGUUUAUUCUGAAGGAUCGUGAGUUGACGGAGAAUCUUGUGAGACGUGCCGAAAAAGCUCGUUACAGAGCCCUUGUCGUGACGGUGGAUACUCCGGUGAUUGGACUGCGAAGAUCGGAAAUGAAGAAUCCGCUCAUUCUUCCCUCCAAAGUUUCGUAUGCUAAUUUUUGUCCUCCACAUAACAAUGUUUGUACAAAGAAUACGGCGGAGUAUGUGAAAAAUCAGUUUGAUCCCACUAUCGGUUGGGACUCCUUACGUUGGUUGGUUAGUAUCACAAAUCUGCCAGUAAUUGUGAAAGGCAUACUUACAAAAGAAGACGCAUUAAUGGCUGCUAAUUUAGGAGUGAAAGGUGUCAUAGUUUCGAAUCACGGAGGACGUCAGUUGGAUUGCGCUCCGGCUACUAUAGAAGUACUGCCAGAAGUGUGCGAAGCAGUGGGCAGUCGACUCAUCGUUAUGACUGAUGGCGGUAUUACCCAAGGAACGGAUGUAUUUAAGGCACUCGCCCUAGGAGCCAAACUGGUAUUUGUUGGCCGAGCGGCGAUGUGGGGAUUGGCUGUAAACGGUCAAUAUGGUGUGGAGGACGUACUGGAACUGCUUAAAGUGGAGCUUGAUUCCGUAAUGGCAAUGGCGGGAUGUAAAACUAUCAAUCAGAUUUGCGAAAAUCAUGUUCGUUUUGAAUCGGAAUACUUGGCUCCUCGAUUGCGUUUUGAAGAAAAACGAAUAAUCAACCAAAUCGAUAGUAACAAUCGAGUAGAUACAGAUAGUGACAUUGAAAAUGGCAAAAAAGUAUUUGUGGAAAGUGUGAAAGUGAUACCGCAGCCAGAAAAGGUUAUUUUAAUCCCAACAGGAGAGGAUGGUUUAUCGAAAAAUCCUAAUGGAGAAGACGGAGUAGACGAAUGUGGUAGGAAAACUAGUAAAUGGUGCAAAACAGUGAACAGUAAUGUUGAAAUAAUAAGAGCUCCUCCGCGAAUUACGAGGGAAGUACGAGUUGUUCCAGAAUUAGCAAAAGUUUUUCAACGCAACCCAAAUUUGGGUUCGAACAAUCGACAACUAAGGAUUCGCCAGAGUAGAAGCAGAGCUGCGUCAAUGCAUAAUUUAAUCGGUAUCAGUAAACACGGCGAGGAUUGUCGGUACAUGCUGUAGGGAAAAUUCGAAGCUGAAUGCAUGUUUUAUUUUUGUAGGCCAUCAAUUUGAAAUUUUGGAUCGUAAAAUCGGUGUAAUUUUUUUUAAAGUAAAAAAUAGAUAAUAAAUUAUUCCAAAUU